CCACGCCGGCGGCCGCCUCGCAGCGACAUGAGCCGCGGGCUGACUCUGCUGCUGCUGCCGCUGGCGCUGCUGGCGGCCCCGGCGCGGGCCGAGGGCGGCACGGCGGCGGCGGAGCAGGUUCAGAUAGAGGUGCUGCACCUCCCCGAGACCUGCAGCCCGAAGAGCAAGAAGGGCGAUCUCCUGAACGCGCACUAUGACGGAUUCCUGGCCAGCGACGGAUCCAAGUUUUAUUGCAGUCGGACGCACAAUGAAGGUCAUCCAAAGUGGUUCGUUCUGGGUGUUGGACAAGUCAUAAAAGGGUUAGAUAUUGCUAUGAUGAAUAUGUGUCCUGGAGAAAAACGGAAAGUGACGAUUCCUCCAUCACUAGCAUAUGGACAGCAAGGAUACGCACAAAGCAAGAUUCCACCCAAUGCAACACUGAUCUUUGAGAUUGAACUUUAUGCAGUAAAUAAGGGACCUCGUAGUGUUGAAGCAUUUAAUCAAAUAGACAAGGACAGUGACAAGAAACUCUCUGCACUUGAGAUAAGCCAGUAUUUGAAAGAAGAAUUUGCAAGAGAUGGCAAAAAACGUCAUCCCUCAGCCCACGAUGAAAUCUUAGCUGACAUAUUUAAGAAGAAUGACCAUGAUGGAGAUGGCUUCAUAUCAGCAAAGGAGUACAAUGUCUACCAGCACGAUGAACUCUAA
This is a messenger RNA of Myiozetetes cayanensis, 684 nucleotides long. RefSeq names its product FKBP prolyl isomerase 7 (gene FKBP7). Gene Ontology annotation, molecular function: calcium ion binding; peptidyl-prolyl cis-trans isomerase activity. Bases 28 to 684 code for a protein of 218 amino acids. The transcript is spliced from 4 exons. NCBI's taxonomy places the organism in Eukaryota, Metazoa, Chordata, Aves, Passeriformes, Tyrannidae. The record is from RefSeq and is a predicted model, not a curated record.